Molecule: messenger RNA, 2362 nt
Organism: Cucurbita maxima (winter squash)
Lineage: Eukaryota; Viridiplantae; Streptophyta; Magnoliopsida; Cucurbitales; Cucurbitaceae
Exons: 5
Coding region: 381-2336 (651 amino acids)
Source: RefSeq, a predicted model, not a curated record
UGUAUUCUGAAACCGACUUUGUAGACAUUCUUUCUCUCUCCUGAAAAUUAUGAUGUCCGAUGAAGAAAGAGGAAGGUAAGACAAAGCCCUCAAGAACUGAUGAACGAAACCAAACCACAUAACCAAAAAUUUUCAUCAUCCCUUCAUCUUAAGCAAUCCCCAAACUUCUAAUUUUUCUCCUAAAAAACACCAAAGAUUCGUUCAAAUCCCUCGCAGAAGAGUCGCUCAACGGUUGUUUUCUGUAAAUUUAUCCUCCUUUUAGGUCCCAUUGGUGAUAUGUCCCCUUCUUCUUCUUCUUCUUCUUCUUUCCCACUUAAUUUCAAACUGGAUAUCACAGUUUCGAUGACCCUUUUUCAGAAAUCCAUGGAUUUGAUCUUUUAAUGCCUGCUUCUUCUCUUGAUUUUCUGUUCCUUCUUCCCCUGUUUUUGUUUUCUCUGGUUAUGGCGUCUUUCAAUCAUUUCUCUCUCUUGCUUUCUCUCUCCUCUCUCUUUCUCUCCCUUUUUAGCUUCCUCUUCAGGCCUCUUGAUGGUGGGAGGAAUAUGGAAAUUUCUGAUGUUGUUCUUGUUGAUGAUGGUGGUGGUUGUGAUGAUUUACAGCCGCCGGAGGAGGAGACCAGCGGCGGUGGAGCUCCUGAGGUUUCAGAUGAAAAGGGAACGAAUGAGUUUGUUUUCAGUUUCAGGUUUCAAACUUAUGAAGAAUUUACCAAAUCAAAUAAGAGAAAUUUGGGUUGUGAGAGAUUGGAUUCAUUGAGUAACAGAUAUGAGUUUUUUCCGGAGAAGAGUACGAGCCACUUCGUGGAAGAACCUGGAAUUCCGAGCUUCACGGUGGAGGUUUUGAACUCUUGUUCGAAUUUCGAGAUUCCCAGAACAGGGGAUUUCUCCGUUCGUGAAUUUUCCGGGAAAGUUUUGGAUUCUCAAACGAUUACAGUGAGCUAUGAAGUUUCCGGGGAAAUUCCAGAAUCUGAAGUCAUCGGAGAAACGGCCGAGCUUAGCUCUACGAACUCCAGAGAAGAACAAAUGGCAGAGAAACAGAGUGAACUGAAACAGAGAGAUGAAAGGGAAACAGAUUUUGUGUCCGAUUAUGAUAUCAAUUUGAACGUGGGUGGGUACGAGCCGGACGAGGAAACCAACGAAGAAUUGGAGAAGUGGGGGGAGGAGGAGGAGGAGUUGAAUGGAUUGGAAACAGAGUGGGAACAUCAAGAACUGAUAGAACAGUUGAAAAUGGAAUUGAAGAAAGUGAGGGCGUCGGGGCUGCCCACCAUUUCUGAAGAAUCAGAGUCGCCGAAGAUAAUGGAAGAAUUGAAGCCAUGGAAGAUUGAUGAAAGGUUUAAACGUGGAGAUUUAAUGGAGGAGCUUCAUAGUUUCUACAGAAGUUACAGAGAGCGCAUGAGGAAAUUGGACAUCUUGAAUUACCAGAAGAUGUAUGCAAUGGGGGUUUUGCAAUCAAAGGACCCACUAAAGUCAUUUUCUAGCAACACCAAAUCUUCAUCCCCAUCCAUCACAUCUGUUCUAAGGCUAUACAGACAAAAGAAAUGUCAAGUGGACCCAAUGAAGGAUUUCAUAAGAGAAGUUCAUUGUGAUUUGGAGAUGGUUUAUGUGGCUCAAAUGUGUCUUUCUUGGGAGUUCAUUCAGUGGCAAUAUGGAAAGGCUUUGGAUUUGUGGGAAUCUGAGCCUCAUGGGCUUCACCAUUACAAUGAAGUUGCUGGUGAGUUCCAACACUUUCAAGUUCUCUUGGAAAGAUUCUUGGAGAAUGAAGCUUUCGAGGGCCCGAGAGUUGAGAAUUAUGUCAAGCAACGAUGCGUUGUUCGUAAUCUUCUUCAAGUUCCAGUCAUCAGAGAGGAUAAAACGAGGGAUAGGAGGAAAGCAAGACAAUGGAGAGAUCACGAGAAUGAAGCAAUCACGAACGAUAUGCUUGUAGAGAUCUUGCAAGAAUCAAUAAGAGUUAUCUCACAAUUCAUUCGAGCCGAUAAAGUUCACAACCCCACUGCAACCCUAAAGCGCCCGAAAAAGUUCCAAGUAGAACUUCAAGACCCUACAGAUAUGCAACUUCUAACCGAGAUCCAAGUUGAUCUCCAAAAGAAAGAGAGGAAGGUAAAGGAAAAAAUGAGGAGUGGGCAUUGCAUCCUAAAGAAGUUGAAGAAAAAUGAAGAAGAAGAAGAAACAGAAGGAGCUGUGAGUUUCUUCAGUGAAAUGGAUAUGAAAUUGGUUGGAAGAGUACUAAAAAUGUCAAGAAUAACAACAGAUCAAUUGAUUUGGUGUAGGAACAAAUUGAGUAGAAUUCAUUUCAAAAACACAAGAAUACAUUUAGAACCUUCUUUCUUUCUUUUUCCCUGUUGAUUUCUAAUCAAUUUCUCACUUGUAUA